AUGCCUCGCCAACGCUCCGGAACCGCUCCCCCUCGCCGCCCGCAGGUCCCGGCAAAGCAAGCCACCGUUGCGCCCGCGCCCGCUUCAUCGCGCCCACACUCGACAGCUGCUGCGCCUGCCCAGCAAGCUACCAGCAGCGCAACACCCCCCGCACAGGCUACUCCCCAAGGACCGGGUCUUUUUGGACAGAUGGCUAGCACCGCUGCUGGGGUCGCAGUAGGCUCCUCUAUCGGCCACGCAGUCGGCGGCUGGUUCAGCGGCGGAUCCUCCGCCCCCGCCGACGCUGCGCCCCAAAACACUGAGUUCGCUGCUCAGCACCAGCCCGCUGGUGCGGCGUCCGCUCAAAUGGCACAGUCGGGACCUUGCGCAAACGAUGUCCAGAGCUUCCGCAAGUGCAUGGACGAGAACCAGGGUAGUUUGACUAUCUGUGGGUGGUAUUUGGACCAGCUCAAGGCGUGUCAGGCAGCGAGCAGCCAAUACUAG
Pyrenophora tritici-repentis Pt-1C-BFP is the source of this 483-nucleotide messenger RNA. RefSeq lists its product as uncharacterized. NCBI's taxonomy places the organism in Eukaryota, Fungi, Ascomycota, Dothideomycetes, Pleosporales, Pleosporaceae. Gene Ontology annotation, biological process: mitochondrion organization. The record is from RefSeq and is a predicted model, not a curated record. Gene Ontology annotation, cellular component: nucleus; mitochondrion.